AUGGAGGAGGACGGCGGCUCCGGCAGCGGCAGCGGCAGCGGCAGCGGAAGCAGGGAGCCGUUCGUGGCUGGGGCGGGAGCGGGAGCGGGGACUGGCGCCGGCUCCGGCGCCGACAACAGCACCGGCAGCAGCCGCGGCGUGGGAGCAGGGACCAGCGCGGGCGGCGGCGCGAAGCUGCCGCAGGUGCUGCAGAAGAGCUUCGGCGAGGUGCAGGGGAUCCUGGAGCACAACCGCGUGCUGAUCCAGGAGAUCAGCCAGAACCAGGAGACCCGCGACGCGGACGGCCUCACCCGCAACGUGGCGCUCAUCCGGGAGCUCAACACCAACAUCGCCCGCGUCGUGGACCUCUACGGCGACAUGUCGGGGUCCUUCGCCCGCGCCGUCGCCGCCAAGAAAGCCGCCGGAGGCGACAAGGUGGGCCCCAAGAGGCCCCGCUCCGCCGGCGCCGGGGGGCAGCAGCAGUAG
Miscanthus lutarioriparius is the source of this 465-nucleotide messenger RNA. Lineage: Eukaryota; Viridiplantae; Streptophyta; Magnoliopsida; Poales; Poaceae. The record is from the annotation of a GenBank genome assembly.